This is a messenger RNA of Drosophila virilis, 1076 nucleotides long. RefSeq names its product alpha-tocopherol transfer protein-like. The record is from RefSeq and is a predicted model, not a curated record. Gene Ontology annotation, cellular component: membrane. NCBI's taxonomy places the organism in Eukaryota, Metazoa, Arthropoda, Insecta, Diptera, Drosophilidae. Gene Ontology annotation, molecular function: phosphatidylinositol bisphosphate binding.
CACAGUUGCCACGAGACACGGUCGAAUUUUGGUCUAGAUGCUGGUUAUGGCCGACUUUGUACGUCCACUCAGCGCCGAGUUGCGCCACAUUGCUGAGACGGAGCUAAAUGAGGUGGCGGAACGUUUGCCUGCGGAUCUGCAGGCUCUGCGGGAUUGGCUGGCCAAGCAGCCGCAUCUAAAAUGCCGCCAGGAUGCACAGUUUUUGGUUGCCUUUCUGCGCGGCUGCAAAUUCAGCCUGGAGAAGGCCAAAUCCAAGCUGGAUCAUUUCUAUACCAUAAAGAGCAUGAUGCCCGAAGUGUUCGGCAAUCGUCAAAUGGAUGAGCGCAACAUUGCGCUGUGUCGCACCGGCACAUAUGUGCGGCUACCCAAACCCUUUGGCACCGCCGGACCACGCAUCACGCUAACGGAUUACUCCAAAUUCGAUCCGAAGAUCUUUAAAAUGCUCGACCUGUUUCGCUAUCAGACGCUGCUUAUGGAGCGCCAGAUACGCGAGGAUGACAAUAGCAUUAUCAGUGGCUACAUUGAGAUUAUCGAUUUGUCUCAGAUGAGUCUCAGCUUUGUGGCCCAAAUGGACUUUACGCUCAUCAAAAAAAUGGGCGUGUUUGCGGAAAAGGCGUCGCCUACGCGCAUGAAGGGCGUCCAUUUGGUCAACUGUCCCAAGGAGGCGGCUGCUGUGCUCAACCUGGCCAAGAGUCUUAUGCCCACCAAGCUACAAAAUCGAUUCUAUGUGCACAAAAACAUGGAGCAACUCUUCGAGAUAAUACCACGCGAAUAUCUGCCAGAGGAGUACGGUGGCGACAAUGGACGCAUUGGUGAUAUCAUUGCCCAGAUGGAGCAGGAGAUGCUCGGCUAUAACGACUACUUGAAGGAGGAGAACGAUUACGGCGUUAACGAACAGCUGCGACCGGGCAAACGUCUAAGUCCCGACACGCUGUUCGGCAUUGAGGGCUCCUUCCGUAAAUUGGACAUCGAUUAGAUUAGCUCACACCAUGAACUGAAAUUGAAUGGGAAAAAAAUCCCGAAAUUGCCUUAACUUUAAAUUUAAUUAAAUGCCAACGCAAACGGAACUCAAGCCA